This is a messenger RNA of Kalmanozyma brasiliensis GHG001, 1299 nucleotides long. RefSeq lists its product as uncharacterized. Lineage: Eukaryota; Fungi; Basidiomycota; Ustilaginomycetes; Ustilaginales. The transcript has a single exon. The coding region runs from base 1 to 1299 and encodes 432 amino acids. The record is from RefSeq and is a predicted model, not a curated record.
AUGGGUCACCACACCAACUGUAGCAAGCUUGCUGAGGCCUGCUACAAGGGCUACGUUGCCACGCCUCCGAUCAACACAACGUAUGGCCUGCAGGUCCUCUUUGCCGGUACCAUCGAAGACAAUCAGAAGCUGGCAGAGUGCGUCGAAACUCGCCUGGGCAAUUCCAUCUCCUACGAGAAUGGCUUUACGAGCAACUUGGGCUGUCAGCUUACGCUCAACAGGUCUACCAUCGGCGUUGAUCGCAGCACGAACGCGGCCUGGCCGAAACAUUCGACUAAGAACAAGGUCCCUACGUUCUUCACGUACUUGGCCAUCUUCCUUUCGAUCAUUUCGUGCUUCACCAUGGUGACCGCUGCGGAGCCUUUCAAGACUCACUGGCCCCACCGCGGCCGUCUCCAACCCGGUCAGCUGCGAAAGCUGGGUCACGGCUCGUGGGACAACAUGACGUAUCACACCAAUGAUGACGGUCAGCUGCAGACGAUGCAUCACGGUUCUUCUGGCAAAACCCUCCGCCCAAUCAUGAACACGCAGGCGGACAUGUGCCCGGAGUGUGAUCUUCUGUUCUGGGACGGACCUCAUUGCACGGGGAACUUCUACCGCCUGAUGAGCGAGGCGGAGCCGGUUGACGGCAAGUGCGACUUCCCAGUAGGCCGUUUCGGAUGCGCAAACUUGGGUUUGAAGCCUAACGCCAUCCUCUGGGUGAGCCCUGGCAAUCGCGAUUCACCCUCGGAGGCGAUCGUGACGAUUGAUCAGUCGUGCCCGCCCAAGCCCAACGGAGGAACCGCGAUCAAGCCGCACGGCCAUUGCGUGCCCCUGGGCACCGUCAGCGGCGGCGAAGGCCUAACGUGCUAUUUUGCCGGCGGCUCGCCCAUGCGCAAGCGUCGAUUGUCUAACGGCUGCGAUAACUUUGUAACGGAGUCCCAUUACGAGUCGCAGUCUGGCAUCGAACGUGUCAGCCCCACCAUCGACUGCACGAGCAGCACCUCAGACUGCACUGUCCAGGCCACUCAGUCAAAGACCCAUACGAUUCAGAGCUCCUGGUCUUUAGACAACGGCGGGGAGUUCUUUAGUCUCUCGGUCCACGCCAUCUUUGGUCAAGAGUACAGCGAUGAGGUAACAACGGGCUUGAGUGAGAGCUUCGUCAUCGGAUCAGGAUAUAUGGGCUACAUAGGCGCCUAUACGCCGGUAACUGUGUUUGUUGGCACUUUCACCGGGUGCGACGACGGCAUUGACAAGCACGGCCGGGCCUUUGCUAUUAAAGACGAGGUUCACUACCGUCUAGUCAACACCAAUUGGUGA